Molecule: messenger RNA, 578 nt
Organism: Geodia barretti
Lineage: Eukaryota; Metazoa; Porifera; Demospongiae; Tetractinellida; Geodiidae
Source: the annotation of a GenBank genome assembly
GGCAGAUGACCCCUAAUACACCCUUCGCCCCAAGAUCAAGCAGAAACGACUGUCCGACAGUGUGUGUGUGUGUGAGAGCGAAGAAAACAACUCACCUGUACGUAGUACACAGCAGUUAAUUGUUUGUGGUGGUGACUGGUGGGAGGAUGCCUGCCCCACGGUGUCUAUCUCUGUAUCUCCUGGCAGCACUCCUGAGUCUCCUCCUCUCCCCGGCCCUCGCCGCCACUAGCUACAGAGCCUCUGGCUGCAACGGAACCUCGAGCAAACCAAAGCUCUACAUCCAGGGGUUUGUGCCGGCAAGGAGCGACGUGUUUACCUCCGAGACCAUCGUCCCGGCUGCCAAUGUUGCAUGUAGAGAGAUCAAUACCAAUGACAGUGUUCUCGGUGACUAUGAACUGGUCAUUGAGUGGUCUGACACUCAGUGUGAUGCGUCGGAGGCAACGUGGCAGCUAAUCCAGGUGGUACUGGAAGACAACGGGACCCAGCCUGACCCUCGUAUCAUGUUCCUCGGGGGUGGCUGCUCCCCGGCCACGGAACCGCUCGCUGCUCUCUCCGGCCGAUUCUACAACGUCACUCAG